This is a messenger RNA of Parathielavia appendiculata, 981 nucleotides long. RefSeq names its product NAD(P)-binding protein. Lineage: Eukaryota; Fungi; Ascomycota; Sordariomycetes; Sordariales; Chaetomiaceae. The record is from RefSeq and is a predicted model, not a curated record. Bases 1 to 981 code for a protein of 326 amino acids. The transcript is spliced from 4 exons.
AUGGCGACCAAAUACAACGCCCAAACCACCGGUUCCGAGCUCGUGCAAGAACUCGCCGACCACAUCAGAGGCAAAGUCAUCCUGACGACCGGCGUUUCGCCCGGCGGCCUCGGUGCUCACUUUGUUGAGGCCGUCGCGGUCGCAAAACCGGCCCUUCUAAUCCUCACCGGCCGCAACCCUGCCAAAGUCCAGCAGACGGCGAAUGUCCUCGCCGAGUCCCACCCAAGCGUCAAGACUCGCAUCCUCGCGCUCGACCUGGGCUCGCUGGCAGCUGUCCGGAAGGCGGCCGCAGAGGUGAACUCCUGGGACGACGUACCUGCCAUCGAUGUUCUUAUCAACAACGCGGGCAUCAUGGCGGUCGAUUACGCUGUCUCUCCCGACGGCUUCGAAAGCCACUUUGCGACCAACCACCUCGGCCAUUUCCUGUUUACCAACCUGAUUAUGGGGAAGAUUUUGGCAGCUGGCAAGCCGAGGGUGGUGAAUGUGAGCAGUGAUGGGCAUCGGUUGAGCCCAGUGAGGUUUGAUGAUCUGGACUUCCACAGAGGCGAAUAUUACAACAAGUGGCGUGCAUAUGGACAGUCGAAGACGGCAAACAUGCUGAUGGCUCUCUCCCUGGCUGAGAAGCUCAAGUCCAAGGGCUUGCGAGCAUACAGCCUGCAUCCUGGCGUCAUCGGCACAAAUCUGGGAGGCCAUCUGGAUUGGGACGUUGAUAUAGCCUCCUUGCACGAGUCAGAUAGAGUGCUGGGAAACAAGGAGGGCUGGAGGGAGUUCCAAUUCAAGAGCCCCGACCGCGGCAUCGCCACUCACGUAUUCGCCGCUUUUCACCCUAGCCUAGAAGACCACAACGGUGCCUACCUUCAGGACGCCCAUGUUGCCGAUCCAUGGACCGAGACAGUGAAGCCAUGGGGGACAAGCCCGAUCGAGGCUGAGAGACUGUGGAGACUGAGCGAGAAGUUGGUUGGAGAACAGUUUCUCUACUAA